AUGACUGGAUCCACAAAACCGGAUCUUGAUCGUUUAGGCUAUUUUAGAGAAAUGUCUUAUAUUACAAUUGGUGAUCCGUAUAUUGAUCUAGGAAAAUUUGUUUUCAAUGAAAAUUCCUGUAAAGGUAAACAGUUAUAUGGGAUUAGUACAAAAUCAAAAUGUGGUUUAAAUGAUGGAUAUUUUAAUUCAUACAAUCGAUUAUUUAUUGGUGAAUCUUAUACAGAUAUUACAAAAAUUAAACAUGAAGAACGUUUGAAAGAAAAAAUUAAAGAAGGUGCAAAAACAUUUCUUCCACCUUCUGGUUCUAAACAACUUAUUGGAUCUGGAAGUUAUUGGGGUACAUUUUCACAACCAAUUCCAUAUUUUCGUAAUGAAUUUAUUAAAUCAAUUAAAUCAUUUGAUGGAAAAAAUUUUUAUACUUCACCAUCUAAAAAAGGUGCUGGAUCUAGUUAUCCUAAUGUAACAAUUGGAAAAUUACCUGCUUAUGUUUCAGAACCUUAUUUAGAUAAUAUAGACAAAACUAACAAUAUCAAAGAUUAUAAAAAUUCAAUAAUUGGUCGUAAAAGCUUUAUUCAAUGUGGAAAUAUUGACUACUUUGGUCCAGAUCCAUAUAAACAACAACAAGGUAUUGUCAAAAGACCUCUUAAACCCUUAACAAUACAAACGAAAAGAAUCACAAUUCCAUUUAGACCAUCUAAUCCAGGUAAAGAACCAGGUGGUUACAAAGCUGGUACAUUUAAUCCAUUUCCUAAUUAUAUAUCUGAACCAUAUAUUGAUCCUUAUAAACGAAUGCAUUCUCAUCGAGAUGCUAAAGUGUUUAUUCCAUCAUCUGGACCUAAAUCUGCUCGAUUUGAUUCAAUAUUAACAAGAAAUGUAAAUAAAACUAUAAAUUCAUCGAAUUUCGACACUGUUAAAUCUGUAAUUUAUUCAUGA
Messenger RNA from Schistosoma rodhaini, 933 nucleotides. The record is from the annotation of a GenBank genome assembly. Lineage: Eukaryota; Metazoa; Platyhelminthes; Trematoda; Strigeidida; Schistosomatidae.